This is a messenger RNA of Megalobrama amblycephala (Wuchang bream), 2566 nucleotides long. RefSeq names its product phosphatidylinositol transfer protein, beta (gene pitpnb). Bases 97 to 912 code for a protein of 271 amino acids. Gene Ontology annotation, biological process: phospholipid transport. Gene Ontology annotation, cellular component: cytoplasm. The record is from RefSeq and is a predicted model, not a curated record. Lineage: Eukaryota; Metazoa; Chordata; Actinopteri; Cypriniformes; Xenocyprididae. Gene Ontology annotation, molecular function: phosphatidylcholine intramembrane carrier activity; phosphatidylcholine binding; phosphatidylinositol transfer activity. The transcript is spliced from 12 exons.
ACAUCACAGGCUGUGAUUGGACAGAAUCACUUGGCUUGUGUGACAUCAGCUGUGACGUCGGCAGGCCUGCGUGCAGCCGUAACCGGUGUAAAGAAGAUGGUGCUCAUCAAGGAAUAUCGUGUGGUCUUACCAUGCUCGGUGGAAGAGUAUCAAGUCGGGCAGCUUUUCUCGGUGGCUGAGGCCAGUAAAAACGAGACGGGUGGUGGAGAGGGCAUUGAAGUGCUGAAGAAUGAACUGUAUGAGAACGAGGGCGAGAAGGGACAAUACACACACAAAAUCUACCAUUUAAAGAGUAAAGUGCCGGGCUUUGUGAAGAUGAUCGCACCAGAGGGGGCGUUAGUUUUCCACGAAAAGGCCUGGAAUGCUUAUCCAUACUGCCGCACAAUUGUGACUAACGAAUACAUGAAAGAUGAUUUCAUGAUUAAAAUAGAAACGUGGCACAAACCUGACACGGGCUCUGUAGAGAAUGUACAUGAUCUGGACCCAACCACAUGGAAGACAGUGGAGGUCGUGCAUAUCGAUAUAGCUGAUCGGUCUCAGGUUGAACCUGGAGAUUAUAAACCACAAGAGGACCCAGAAAUCUUCCACUCAGAGAAAACAGGCCGAGGACCUUUAGGACCAGACUGGAAAAAAGAGCUCUUGGCUAAGCCAGACGCCCCUCGUAUGUGUGCGUACAAACUAGUCACUGUCAAGUUCAAGUGGUGGGGCCUUCAAACCAAAAUAGAAAACUUCAUCCACAAGCAAGAGAAGAGAAUCUUCACCAACUUCCACCGUCAGCUCUUCUGUUGGAUUGACAACUGGGUGGAGCUCACCAUGGAGGACAUCCGCAGGAUGGAGGCGGAGACGCAGCGAGAGCUGGAAGAGAUGCGUCAAAAGGGAACCGUACGAGGCACAACAGCAGCCGAAGAGUAGCCGAAUCCUUUUUAGUAACACAAGGCAGGUGGAGAGACUCCCUUCGUAAAACUGGUCAGGUUCGAGGCACCAGUGCUGCUCACGAACACUGAGGCAAAACUACAAGAAUCCAACCAUGAUGACGCUUGACGAAAGACAUCAACGCAUCCAACAAACCGGCCAGCGGCGGCGCCGUCGUCGUCGUCCUCCACCAGACAGCAGAAUGACACAAUGAUCAGUAGUACUGGACAGGGUGGACACACAAUUUUGCGCUGGACAAGACUUGACCUGUUUUCUAGAUUCAGGCAGGUUGAUCCAGUGACUAUUACCACUUUGUUAGGACGUUUAGAAAAUAUCAGAGUAUUGCUGUAUGGUUGUGUUAUUCUAUUUCAGAAAAAAUCGACUUAAUUUUGGCAGGUAUCGGACCAAUUAUUUGUUUGUUUUUGUUUGGUUAUAUCUGUUCGUAAUGGAUCAGAUCUUUUCUUUCUUGUCUGUGUUUAGUUUCCCCGCUGCAGAUGAAGCACUUCUUUUUGGUUCCUUUAACUUCCUUAAUUAAUUUUAAAAGGGUUUUUAAUUUGUCGUAUCAGCGUAGUCCUGCCUAUCAUGUCUUGUUUUUCUAGGGAAAAUGUGUGAUGCUACUUGCACGGCAUGCACAUUUGUGCGCAAAAACACACGUCCACCUCACAGAAUUUAUUUAUUUAUUUCUGCGAGUGGCUUUUGCAUGAGCUCAGGCUGUUUUUGAGAGGGUCUCCAUGUUCUCCGAGACCAUGUGACGCAACCCCCCCCCUCAGGACUCUUCAGAUGAACAUGGUUCUCCUCUCCAAAAUCCAGACUAAUUACCGGAGCAAAUCGCUGCUGCUUUUUUAUUUUUAGAGUGGCUUUAGGACAGGCGAAGUGCUUUUAUAUCGCUAAUCUACCUGUAACGCUCUCAGGGUUCCCACGGUCACAGAAAACCUGGAGAUAUCAGGGAAAUGUUGUGAUUUCCAGGCCUGGAAAAGUCUCGGUCCCGGUUCAUUACAUGUGUGCAUGCAGAGAAUAAUUUCAUUUAGUCCCUCGGUGCUUUUAAAAAAAGCACAAAUCGCAGUUGCAAUGCACGUAAACCAGGCCAAAAAUGGUCGUUUUUUUUGAGGUGUAACUACUUUUCCAGGUGGAUGAAUCUCUGGUUACUGACAUGAUGCUUUGCUGAUCCUUCUCUGCAAUCCUUGCGCAUAUUAUGCAAAUAUUACUGGUGUUGUCAUGACAACAAAUUUAAAUUAGCUGUCACUACACAGGCACAGUCGGUAAGAGAUUCUAUUGCAGAAGACUCAUGUUUGUGCCUGCAAUUUUUUUUUUUUUUUUUUAUGUACUUGAAUCUUUGAGUGGCCCUGAAUACUUGUAUUAUUAAAUGCAUUACUGUAAUUGCAUUUUUUGCAAGGGACAAACUGAAAUUUUCUCUGAUCAGUAUUAUGCCACAUGCUGUCAUCAGAACUUUUCUUUAAUGAAAUGCAAGGCAUAGAUACAGUAAGUGGCCAAAACUGAUGUCCAGCAUAGGAAAAUUGACAUCUUCACCCUUUUAUAUUAUAAAAAUAAGUUAAAGAUUUUGUAAUCAUAUUUCACAGUUGUACUUGGAGUCGAUUUGUGAUGAUAACGCAAUGAAACAUGACAAUUUUUGUCCAGGCUGUCAUACAAAGAAAUU